AUGAAGGAUUAUUAUAUGGAUAAGAUUAAGAAGAAUAUUAAUGAAAUAAAGAAGUAUCAAAAUAUAAAUAUAUUUCAAAAAACAAAUGAAACUCACAAUGAACUGUUUUAUGAAAAUAAAAAUGUUACGGUGAAAUCUAAUAAUGAAAAAAAAUAUAAAAAGACAGAAGAUAUAAUCAGUAAUAUAUCAAUGGAUAAAAAAGAAAUUAAAAAUAAUAAUUGUAAUAAUAUAUCUUAUAAUGAAUAUGUGAGAUUAGAAAGUGGACCUUUAAAUAAUUAUGUCUUAUAUAACAAUGACAAAAUAAUUAAUAAUGAUCAUGAAAAAUAUGACAAUACAUAUAAUAAUUAUGGAUCGGUCAUACAUACAUUAAAUCUAGAUGAUCUUAACAAUAUACCUAAUCAAAGAUAUAACAAUAAUGUUGUCAUUUCAACCAAAAAAAAUAAAAAUGAUGUAAUAUAUAAUAAUGAUAAAUAUAAAAUAUCAUAUAACACAAAUAGUUUUAUAGAUACAAAACAAAAUAUGAAUAUUAAUAACAAUGUUGGAACAAAAUAUCAUUUGGAUAAUAAUAAAAAUGGAUAUAUAAUAAAUGAAAAUAUAAAUUGUUAUAUAGAAAAUAAAGUGACUAAUACAUUAAAUGAUAUAAAUAAAUGCGAUGAAAAAUAUUAUGAUAAGUGUGAAAAUGGAACUCGUAUAAACAAAAUUAAUGAUAAAUAUAUAAAUGAAGAUUUUAAUAAUAAUGCAAGUGAUGAAGACAAUAUUUAUUUUCAUAAAUUGUUAUCUACACAAAAUAGCAAUGAAAAAAAAUAUGUUUUUCAAGAAAAAAUACAAAAAAGAAAUAAUGAUAAAUAUAAAUAUUGUUAUAAAGACAUAUCAUAUAUUCCAAAUAAGGAAAAAUAUAAUUGUAAUAAUGAUGUAGAUAUAUUGCAUAAUAAUUAUGAAAUGAAAAAUAACUUACUGAACAAUAAAAAAAAUAUAUAUAUAAUUAAUAGUAAUGAUAAAAAAAUGGAUUUGAGUUUACAAAAUAAGAACGCUGAAAAUAUAGAUAUAGGAAAAGAAAAUUGCGUACAAAUAUUUGACAAUAAGAAUAAAAAAAAAAAUAUAUAUAUAUACCAACAAUCACUUAAUAAUAAUAAUAAUAAUAAUAAUAAUAAUCAUUUGAAGGAAAAUGAAUUUGUUCAUAAAAAUGAUGAGCCAAUAAAAUUAAGUAAAUAUAUCAAAGAUAAUACAGAGCAUAUAUAUAACAAUAUGUGUGAAAAGCAAGGUCAUUAUAUUAUAAAAGAAAAUAAUAAAAAUGAUGUAUUAAUAAAUGAUAAUGCUGUGCAUGCAGAAAAAGAUAUAUGCGUAAAAAAAUCAUGUCCAAUAUCUUUAUUAUCAUCACAUGAUAUUAAUUUAUCUACAAAGGUUAAGGAAUAUUUUGCAGGCUCCGAAAAUAUUAAUUCACAAAGUGAUGAAUGUGAUAAACGUAAAAACGAAAAUUUAAUAGAAAAAAAUAUAAUAAAUAAAAAAGAAAUCAAUGAUAAUAGACAUAUUGAAUUUGCAAACGUGGAAAAAAAUAAUUUGGAAAAUAUAUAUUUACAUUGUCCAAAUGUUUUUUAUACAAAUGAUAAAAUUUUACAAGAACAGGUAAAUGAAAAUAGUAUUAAAAAAAAAAUUAUUUGUGAUAAAAUUAAAGGAACUGAAAAUCUCAACGAGACAUCAAACUCUAUAUUAUUAAAUAAAUAUAAUAAGUAUGAUAUUUGUGAAGAAAAUAAAAUGGGAAAUAAUAACUCAUACAUAAUAAAAAAUUUAUACAAAGAACAAAAAUCUUUGGAUGAAGAAGACAAAUGUACCAUACAAAAUAGAAAUGCAAAUUUAUAUUAUAAUUAUAAUAAACAAUUUCCAAAUUCAGAAGAAAUUUCCCAUAAUGAACAUAAAAUACAGUAUAAUAUACCAAGGCAUAAUACCUUCCAUUUAUUAGAUGAACAAAAAAAAUACCAUAAAAAAAAUAUCGAUAAUCAAGAAGAAUGCAAAAAUUUUUCAUUUUCCAAUUUUAUUUCAUAUGAAGAAAAAUACCAAAAUGAUAAUAAUAUGAAAUGUAUAAGUAUCGUAAAAGGGCCUAUAAGUAAGCAAGAUAUAAUAGAAACAAAAGGAAUUACCAAUGAAAUAGGUCAACCCUUAUCGAAUUAUAACACAUUCAUAAAUGAUAAAAAUGAUAAUAUAAUGCCACAUAUUGAUAAGGCAUCUAAUGAUUUGGGAAAUUCAAAUAAAUUAACAAAUUUGAAUAAAGGACAAGCACACAAAAGUUCUAUAUAUGAAAAGGCUAAUAUAGAUAAUGAUAAGGUAAAAAAGCAAAACUUACAUUCAAUAAAUGAUAAGAAAAUUAAAAGAAAUAAAACUUAUAUGAAUGAAAAGGAUACAAAAAAAUAUAAUACAGAAAAGAGGAAUAAUAUUAAAAGAAAUCAUAAUGAUAAAAAAAAGAAUAUAUAUAUAAAUGGGAAUAAAAAUAUAUUUUUAUCAAAUAAGAAUUCUGAAAAAGUUCAUUUAGAUAAUUAUGAUGAUAAUAAUUUGGGAAGAAAAAAAAGGAGUUGUACAAUUAAUGAUAAUAUAAAUUCAACUGAAAAAAAACAAUUAGAAAAAGAAUUGGAUAUGUAUUUAAAAAUAGAAGGAUUCUUAUUAUCAUCAUCAGCCAAGUCAUCAGUAUCUUUACCAUCAAAUUUAUCAAAUACAUAUUUGGGACAAAAAAAUCUAAAUGAAGAUAUUAAUUUAUCUAAUGAACUAAAAAAGCAAUUUUCGAGUAAUAAUGAAAGGAAAAGGAGUACUAUAUUGACAACGGAAUAUUCCAACAAAAUCGUAAAUUAUGAAAUAUCAUCUAGUAGUAUAGGCACAUAUGACAAUUAUGAAAUUCAACAAGUAUUUGAUGAAGUAUUAAACAAUAGAUGUACAGAAAGGGAAUAUUCCAAAAAGGGGAAUUUGGAAUAUAUUUACGAUAAGGUUAAUGCAUUUCCUUCAUCCAAUCGUAUGAAUGAUAUGUCAAAUAAAAUUAGUAAAAUUUAUAAUAAAAAUGAUAAUAUAAAUGAUAACUGUAAUGAUAAUAUAAAUGAUAACUGUGAUGAUAAUAGAAAUAAUAACUGUGAUGAUAAUAGAAAUAAUAACUGUGAUGAUAAUAGAAAUAAUAACUGUGAAGAUAAUAUAAAUAAUAACUGUGAUGAUAAUAAAAAUGAGAACAAUAAUAAUAUUAAUAGUACGAACAGUUGUGAUAAUAUAGUGAAAAAUCAAAAUAAACACUUGGAUCAUUGCAUAUCUAAAAAACAUAAUUCCUUACUUAUAAAUUUAAUGAAUAAAAAGAAUCGAAAAAGAAUGAGAAGUAGUCCAAAUAAUUUUCAAAAAAAACUGGAUAAAGUAUUUGAUUUAAUUGUUCUCCCUAAAUCUGAAAAGGAACGUAAUUUAAUCGAUAAAAUUAUUUAUUGUCUAGAUCCUUCAUAUGUAAAUAACACACCUGAUGAAGAAAAAAAAUGGAAACAAAAAUUGAAAUAUAUGCAAGAAAAAUUUUUGGAAUCAAUACUUUGUAUAUCUUAUCCAAAUGAUUUGUGGACAGAAUCAACCUUUGAAGCUUAUUUAGAAUCAUUAAAUUUUAAUUCAUUAUUAGAUGAUACAUUUAUAAAAUAUGAAAAAGAUCUUAAUAUCAAUUUGUUUCGUCCAGAAGAAGAAAUUUUUUCAGAUCCAGGAAAUAUUGGAGAAGGAGGUUUUGGAAUUGUAACUAAAAUGCGAUUUUUAACAUUCCCUCAAUAUUAUGCCAUAAAAAAAAUAUCAAAAGAUCAUAUAAUGAAAUCUCAAGCAGCUGGACAAGCGUAUUUAGAAGCAAAAUAUCAUUCUGUUUUGAGUCAUGUAAAUAUAAUAAAAAUGUAUGGUUGUAUGCAAGAUGAAGAAUAUAUAUAUCAUGUAUUAGAAUUUUGUUCGAAAGGGAGUAUUUAUUCUAUAUCUAAAAACUUUAAAAAAAGAAGAAUUCCAGAUGAACUGGCAUAUAAAUAUUUUUGUCAUGUUGUUAAUGGAUUAUAUUAUUUAAAUCAAAUGGGUAUAUUUCAUAGAGAUAUAAAAAUGGAAAAUGUUUUAGUUGAUCAUAAAGAUAAUGCUAAAUUAUCUGAUUUUGGAUUAUCUGCUAUGAUAUUAGGUAAAAAAAGUCAUUCUUCAUUAUGUGGAACAUUAGUUUAUUUUUCUCCAGAAAUAACAAGUGGUACUGGAUAUGAUUGGAGAUCUGAUAUUUGGUCACUCGGUGUUUUGUUAUAUGAAAUGUUAGUUGGAGAUGUUCCUUUUGAUGGAACAAAAACUCAAAUAGUUGAAUCCAUAUUUUCAUGUAAUUUGAAAUUCCCAGAUUUUGUAAACCCAUUAGCUAUAGAUUUAAUUAAAAAGACAUUAGUUGUUGAUGUAAAUAAAAGAAUAAGACUAUGUGAAUUAUCUUCUGAUCCUUGGAUGCAACAAAUGUGGAAAUUAAGUUUUCAAAAAAAUUUAAAUACUAACCAAAAUAUAAAUAAUCUUAAAAAAGAAGAUCAAAAUGAUUUUAAUUUCAUAAGUAAUUUAAUAAAAAAACAAUGUUUUAUAAAUAGUAGUCUCAACGCUUCUUUAAAUUAUGACAAAUUAAAGAAUGGUAAAAAAACAUACAAACAUUUGAUACAUAGUAAUUCAAAGGAUGAUAUGUAUUCUUUGAUACUUGAAACACAACAAAGAUUAGCUGAUUAUUUAGAAUUAGAUGAUUCGUAUAUGAGUGACAAAAUUGAUUCAGCAUCGGAUACAAUUAGUGAUUAUGAUUCGAAUAAGUAUAAUAUAUCUCAAUUUUACAAUCAUUCAAAUAAGGAAAAAAAAUCUAAAUAUAUUUCGGGUACAGCUAUAAGAAAUGAAUUUGAGAAGAACAAUAAAAAUAAAAAUAAAAAUAAAUUGGAUAAAUAUAGCACUAUAAAGGAUCCUAUUAUAUCCAAAGUUGUAGAAGAAAAACACACAGAUAAGUGUUUAAAUAAGAAAGAAAGGGAAGUAUUUAAGAACGAAAAAAUAAGGGAAUCUAAAAAUUUAAUAAAAAAAAAAAAAAAAAAAAAUGAAUAUGAUAUAAUAACAAAUAGAGAAAAUAUAUAUAAUUCUAUAAAAGAAAAAUUUAGCGAAUCAAAUAAAGAUAACAAUUUUGUGAAGAAAAAUGAUGAUACAAUAAAAAAUGUUUUAUCGAAUGGCAUGGUCAUUAAAUAUAGUGAUACGUAUUCACAAAUAAAUGAUCAAAUGGAUAUUUCCAAAAUGGAUACUAUUGAUAAUGACAAUUUUGAAAAAAUACUGAAAGGGAAAAAACAAAAUGAUUCAAUUGAACCAAAUAAUAUUUAUAUGGAGAAAAAAACAGUUGCAGAUAUGGAGAAAGGAAAUAACAUUUCAACAACAUAUAAUGAUAAUUUAAUAAAUGAAGGAUAUAUAAAAAAAAGCAUGGAUGUGUUUAAUAAUAAGAAUGAUAAAAUUUAUUGUGAAAAUAUUUUAAAAAAUUGUACUACGGAAAAACAACAUACACCUGUAAAAGAAGAAAGUGAUAAUAAAACUAGCAACGAAUUAAAAGACGUUUUUCAAAAAAUGGUUGAGACAUCAUGUGAAAAAAUAAAUGUAAAUAAUGAUAAUAUUGAUAAAUGUCAUGUAUUAAAAAACAUUCCAACAUUAUAUAUAUCUUCCUUCUCUGGAUCGUUGGAAAAUAUUAAUAAGAUGACAAAUGAAAAAAUUGAUAUUGAUACAAAAGAUAGUGAAGAGGAUUUAAAAAUGGAAGAAAAAUUAAAAACAAUGAAUACAGAGGUGAGUAUCAAUAAUGAAUAUAUAACGAAUAAGAUAAAACACAAAGAAAUAGAUAAAAAUAUUGACAAUAAUUUAACGAAUAUAAAAUAUGAAGAAAAUAAUAUUAAUGAUGAUGUAUCAAAAAAUAGUUCUCUUGAAGAAUUAAACAAAUCAUAUAUACCAAUAUGUGUUCAUAAAGAAUGUUCAACAGAUAUAAUAAAACAAAAUAAAUGUUCUAAAAUAAAUUUAAAAUUAAAGGAUACUAAUUUGGAUGAUAUGAUAAGAAAAGAUCAACAUGGUGAAGAUUUUAAAUUUACAGAUGAAAAAGGAGAACAGCAACAGAAAGAAACGCAAAUAAAUUUCGGAAAAGAUGAAUUAAUAAAAAUACAAAAUGUGGAAGGAAAGAAGAUUGAAAAAAAAAAUAAUGAUGAAAACAAGUUAUCAAGUGAUGUAAAUACUGAAAUAUUAAGAAAAUAUAUUUCUGAUGUUAAGAACUCUCUAUUCAUAAAACAAUCGCUUAAUAAAAAUAAUGGAAAUAAUAAUAUUAAUAAUGAAUAUAUUAAUGAGGAAAAGAAAGAUAAGAUAAAUGAAAAAAAAGAUGAGAUAACUAAUGAUAUGAAAAUACAAAGUAAUAAUGAAACAGAAAAGGAACCUUUAUUUUCAAAAAUAUUGAACAAAGCAUUUGGGAAAAAAUAUACACAUGAAAAAAAUAAUAAAAAUGAUAAUUCUGUUGGGGAUAUACAUAAUUGUAGUGAUUCUCAUAUAUUACAUAAAGGGAAAGGAGAAUGUAAUAAGAAUGGAAAUAUCAUUAAAGAGAGAGAACAUAAAAAUAUUGUUAAAAUAGAUGAAAAUACAAGUAUGUAUGAUAAAUAUAUAGAAAAAAUAAAUAAAUUAUAUUUGAAUAUAAAAAAUAAGAAAUUGAUAUAUGACCUUGAAAAUAUGAAAAAUGCAGGAUCUGAAGAGAAUAUUAAUAAAUGUAAUGAUAAUAAUAAGGAUCACAUAGUAUGUAGCAAUGAAGAUAAGGAUAAUCUCCAUAAUAACAAUUAUAAUGUUGAUAUGAAUGACAAUGGUGUGUAUAAAGGUUUGAAUUAUAAAAUGGAUAAAUCUGAAGACUUACAUAAUAAUAAUAAUAGUAAUAUUUUGAAUGAUUAUAAUUAUAAUUGUAAUUAUAAUUAUAUACAUGCCUAUAAAAUAGAUACAUCUAAAUGUUAUAAUGAUAUGAAUCAAAAAAAUGAAAAACAUUAUUACAUAAAUAAUUCUUAUUAUCAUGAAGAGACACAUAAUAACAAUUUAAAUAAUUUAUAUAAUUCUAGUGAAUAUCAUAAGAGUGUUCAAAAUACAUCUCAAAAGAAUAUACCCAAAUUGGGGAAUACAAUAUAUGAUAAAUUCAAUUGUGAAAAGUAUAUAGAUGACAGGUUGGUAGAUUUGGAAGAGAAAAGAAUAUGUAAAGCAAAUUCUUGUUCUUUAUAUAAAGAAAAUAAGAAUAACGAAAAGACAUUAAUAGAAUUAAAACAAGAAAUUGUUGGUGAUAAUAAUUUAAUAACUAGAACAAGAAUAACACCUGACUUUAUUUCUGUUGAUAAAAAAUAUAUGAAUUCGAGUAAUAGCGAUAAUGGAGAUUUUAUCAUAGGACAGAAGAAUAAAUUAAAUUGCAAAAAUAGAGAAGAAGGACAAGAUUGUUAUACCAACAAUUUUAUACUUAGUUCUUCUAAUUCCGAUUUUUCAAAUGAGAAAAAAUAUAAAAAUGAAGAAAAAUAUAAGAGUGUCAAAUCGAACAAUGCACAUAUGAAUAAUAAUUUUAAAGAAUACGCACAAUAUGGAAAAGGAAAUGAAAAAAAUAGUUUUAGUGAUUUUGAAAAUAAUAUAACAAGAAAUAAUGAUAUGAAUAAAUAUGAAAAAAUCGAAUUUAAUAAUAAAAAAAAUAAAGGAUUGAGUAAUAAUGAGAACAAUGUUGUUCCUUUUAAGCCUUUAUGUUUUAACAAUAAAGUAACAUUUAUGGCAUUAGAUAAAUAUAAUGAUAUCGAAAAUAUGAAUAAUGUUAAUGAGAAUCAAAAUGUGUCCGAUAUACAAAUAAACCAUAAAAAUUUGUUGAUGAAUGGAAAUAAAAGUAUAUCUUAUGAAUUAUCCAAUUUGGAUUCAUUAACAAAAAUAAAUAAACAUAAUAUUAGUAAUAAUUUAAAUAAUGUUAAAGAACAAUCUCCUUCUUUUAAUUCAACUACGAAAGGAAAUAAACAUAGUAGUUUUACAUAUAAUGCAGGACAUAAAAUUAAUAAUAAUGCUGUUAAAAAUAAUAAAAGAACUGUAUCUACGAAUAGGCGUUAUUUAGUAAUAAAUAGUAAUAAUAAUAAUAAUAUAAAAGUAGGAAGUCCAAACAUGUAUAAAAAGAGUUUAUCAUAUAAAGUUCCACCAUGUAACACUAAUUCUAAAGAACAUAAUAAAAAUAAAAUCCCAAAGGAAACUCCAAAAAAAAUGUCUUUAAGGGAUUAUAUAAGGAAUAAUGAUAAAAUAUAUACAAACGAUAAACAAAAAAUGAAUAAAAAAUGUGAUUUAAAAUAUAACCAGAAAAAUAUUAUAAAAGAUAAACAAAAAAUAAAUAUAAAGCAUAACUUAAAAAGUGAUGCUAAAAGUUCGGAAAAAAAAAUGUUUGCUCAUAAAUUACAAAAUACCGACAAAAGAUCAAAUGAUAAAAUCAGUAGAAAUAUUAAAGCUUCUAAUUCUAUGAAUAAAAGUUUGAAAGUUAAAAAUUUGAACGAUUUACAGAAAGGUAUUAAUGUAUUAAAAAAGAAUGAUAAACAUACGGAAAAAGAGAACAACACUAUUGUUGAUUAUAAUUUGAAUUUAUUAGAGAAUGAAAUAGAUACAUAUAAAAAUACAAGGAAGGAAGAAAAUAUUGAUGAAAAAGAAAAUCAUCAUUGUAAUGAUAAAUCAUCCUUAAAUAAAAAUAAGGAAGUAGAAGUUUAUAAUAAAAGGGAAGAUAAUAAUAUAGAUGAAAAUCAAAAUGAAUAUGAUAAUAAAAAAUUAUCAAUAAAUCAACAAAAUGAUGAUCAAAAUAUAGUACAAGUUGAGAAAACACAAAAUGAUUUAAUAUUAAAUAAUAAUAAAGUUAACAAUGUAAUUAUAAAAGGACAUAAUUCAAACUCUAUUAAUAUGAAAGAAAAAAUAUCCAAAAUAAAUGUAAAUAAAAGUGUAAAUGAAAAUAUUAGUAACACAAAAAAUAUGUCAAUGUAUAGUGAAACAAAUAACAAAAUGGAUAAUAUGGAUAAUAUGGAAAAUAGAAAAAAUAACAAUUCUUCAAAAGAUGUGAUUAAAAAUAAUUUAAAUUUAAAUAGUGUACAAAAGAAUAGAAAAAUGUUACUUCCAAACAAUUUUAAAAAUUCAAAAGUAAAAGAAUAUUUAAAAAGCAAAAUAGAAAAAAUAAAAAUGAAAAAUGAUUAUAAUUUGUUAUACAAUACUAUAGAUAGUCAAAAUAAUAUUAAUAAAAAAUCUAAGAUUUUAGACAUAUAUAAUAAGGAAUGUAAUUCUAAGGAUAUUUUAAAUUUACCAAAUGUUCAUGAUAACAAACGAUCAACAAGUGAAUUUUUACGAGGUUCCAAUUCAAAAGAUUUUAAUAAUAAAAGUGAAGAUUUAAAAAAUGUUAAAAUGGCUAGAAAUGUAACAUAUACAUCAACUAAUAAAUUGGGACAAAAUGCGAAACCUACCAUUUUACCAACAUAUAUAAACAAAGAACAGAUACAAAAACAUAAGAAUGAUGAAAACAAAAAAAAUAUAAUAAGAAAUAAUGAAAAAAUAUCAAGGAGUAAAAGUGAAGGAAUAAAACAUUUACGUCUUUCUUCUUCAGAUAGUGAUUUAUCGUGUUAUUUAGAUGCUUUUAAAAAUACAUUUCACGACAAAAUUAAUAAUAUAGCAAACAAAAUUAAAGGAGAUGAAAAUCGUGAUGAAACACACUUGCAAAAAGGUAACGGAAAUUAUAUAGAAAAAAAUAUUAUACAAAAGAAAGGAUGUUUAAACAGUAAUAUCAACAAAAAUGUAGUUAGUAAUUAUAAAAAUAAAUUUAAUACAAAAAAUAAAUUAUACACAAACGUUGUAUCUAAUAGAAAUCUUAAUCUUUCUAAUGUAAAAAGUAAGAUAGACACAAAUAUUCAUAAGAAAUCUAAUAAUAUGGAAGAAAAUAUAUUAAAUAAGAAGAAUAAUUAUGUAACAUAUAAUGAAUAUAACAGAAGAACAAAAAGUGCCAAAAUUUUUAAUAAGUCGGAUAAUUUAUUAAAUACAACUAUUAAUACAUACAAAAGUUCUUCUAUAACAAAUAAUAUGAAAAAUUCAAAACAUGUUGUAAUGAAUAAAGUGAUAUCAUCAUCUAAGAAAGAUAAUUCUCUAAAAUUGAAUGAACAGUUUUCAGAAUAUAAAAGGUUCCCUAUGAAAGUAAAUGAUUCUGUGCACUCAGAAACUGAGGAUACAAAAUAUGAAGAAGAAUUACAAAAGAAAUUGUUAUUAUUAAAUAAAGAUAAUAUAUAUAAGAAGGAAGAAAAAAAAUAUGCUUCUAAAAAUGAUGAUGAGAAAUUAGAUCACUUGGAUUUUGAAAAAUGUGUUAAUAGGAAUGAUGAAUUAGAUGAUGUUAAAGAAGUUAAAGAAAUGGAUAAGAAUAAAAAAGAAAAUGAUGAUAAAAAGGGAAUAUAUGAUAAUGAAAAGAAAAUGAGUGAUAAUAAUAAUAACAAUAAUAAUAAUAAUAAUAGUGAUGGAAAAUAUAAUGAUAAUUGUGAUUAUUAUAAUAUGGAUGAUACACAAAAAAUUGAUAAGCACAAUAAAUACAAUGUUAAAAAUAUACAUUAUACAACUAAUAUGGAUGGUAAUAAUAAUAAGAAUAUAUCUUCUAAUAAUUAUUAUGAAGAAAAAGAUAAUAAAAUGAAUAAUAUGCAUGAAAAAUAUUAUAAAACAUUACCUAGUCGAAUUAAGAACUAUAAGGAUUCGGAUACGAUGUUUGAUGAAGAAGAAUUAAAUAUCAUUGAAGGACAUAUUAUGAAACAUGUUUCUUUUGAAAAUUUAGAAGGUGUUAUUUCUAGUUCAGAUACAACAAAAAAUAGUAACAAAAUUAAAAGAAAUUAUACUUUUAGUAAUAUUAAAAAUAAGAAUAAUACAAACAAUACAUUAAGUGUUGAACGAAAUUACUCAACCUUACCUAACAUCAAUAUUGAUCAUAUGAAUGCUUAUAGUAAAUCACCAAAAGAAGAAGAUAAUAAAAAUUCCAAUGUGAAUGUAUUUAUAAAAAAUAAUCAUCAUCUUGAAAAACAAAAUAUAAACCAAAACAAUAAUACUAAUAAGGAUAUUAUGAAUGAUAAAAAGAAUAUAUAUAAUCAAUCUAUACAAGCAUAUUUGAAUGGUGGUAGAAAUUUAAAUAAUGUGAAUAAUAUAAGAAAUAAGGAAAAUACGAAAUCUAAUAUAUCAUCUUAUCAAUAUAAUAAACGUUUACAUAGUGAACAAAAGGUUACUAUAUCAAAUAGUUAUAAUCGUCAGAUAAGUCAAACAAUGAAUUCUCAUUUCAACAGAAGAAAUAUCUCGCAUGUAAAAAAUAAAAGUGAAAUCAAUACUAUUAGUGGUAAAAUAAUACCAGUUAUGUCAAAUAAUAAAAAAGAUACAUUAUUGACACAAAACAAUGUGACCAAACCUGUAUCCAAAGAAUAUAUUAGAACAUAUACACUUAAUACAUAUAGUAUGAAUAAUUUAGGUAAUAAGAAUAAUUUAGGAAUGAAAAAAAUAAAUAGUACAUACAGUAAUAAUAAUGAUAAGAGGAUAGAAAAAAGUAACAGUACCUUAUUUAUGGUAAAUCUUAAAAAAAUUCAUUCACUUAACAAUAGUACAGAAAAUACCAAUAUGACUAAAAAAAUCGAAGCAUUAGGUACAGAAUUUAUAAAAUCUGAUAACAGAGAAAAAUUAAAUGGCAACUUCAAUAUAAAAAGAAAUGUUAGUGCUACAAUUUUAAAUAAGGCAACAUAA
Messenger RNA from Plasmodium gaboni, 11754 nucleotides. RefSeq names its product putative serine/threonine protein kinase. Gene Ontology annotation, molecular function: protein kinase activity; ATP binding. Lineage: Eukaryota; Apicomplexa; Aconoidasida; Haemosporida; Plasmodiidae. The transcript has a single exon. Bases 1 to 11754 code for a protein of 3917 amino acids. The record is from RefSeq and is a predicted model, not a curated record. Gene Ontology annotation, biological process: protein phosphorylation.